AGGGGUGCGUACUACCAUCUCAGAAAUGGUUCUAUUUUAAACAGGUCCUGAAAUUAAAAAAUGGAAGCACUGGACAAAGUUUUUGAACACCCAGAGGAAACUGAGCUCCACAAAGAUGUCUCAGCAACAAAAGUAGCUAUUUCAAGCUAUGUAAACCAAAAUUUGAACUGGAAGGCGCCAGGAAAUGAGAACUUAAACAAUGAAACUGAACAUUUCAGGUUUAACAGCAAAUCACAUGAUUGCUUAUUCUUGGAACUUAUGAGCAUGGAAGAGGGAGACCAGAGAGUCUUUAUAAAUAUCGCGGGUCUAAGAUUUGAAACACAUCUUAAAACACUCAGCGAGUUCCCAGACACUCUCCUGGGGGAUCCAAAGAAAAGAAUUCAUUACUUUGAUUCCAUGAGGAACGAAUAUUUUUUUGAUAGAAACCGGCCAAGUUUUGAUGGGAUUUUAUAUUACUAUCAGUCUGGUGGGAAAAUUAGGCGCCCAGCAAACGUACCCAUAGAUGUCUUUGCAGAUGAGAUCAAUUUUUAUGAGCUUGGUAAUGAAGCUAUGGACCAGUUUAGAGAUGAUGAAGGUUUUCUAAAGGACCCAGAGAUUCCCUUACCAACUAAUGACUAUUACAAACAAUUUUGGCUGCUCUUUGAAUAUCCUGAAAGCUCAACUGCUGCAAGAGGGAUGGCACUUGUGUCUGUAUUGGUUAUAAUAAUAUCCAUACUCAUCUUCUGCAUGGAAACCUUACCAGAGUUCAGAGAAGAAAGAGAUCUCUACUUCUACAGGGGAACUGGAAAUUACUCUGAGAGCACAACCCAUCCAAGCACAUUUACUGAUCCAUUUUUCAUGAUAGAGACUACGUGCAUAGCAUGGUUUUCAUUUGAACUGGUUGUCAGGUUUGUCGUCUGCCCAAGUACUUCUGCAUUCUUUCGGAACAUUAUGAAUAUUAUUGAUCUUGUGUCUAUCAUUCCAUAUUUUGUGACUUUGGUAACGGAACUAUUCAAGCAAACAGAACCUGUUGGGCAGCAAAACAUGUCCUUAGCAAUUUUAAGAAUUGUUCGACUAGUCAGGGUGUUCAGAAUUUUUAAGCUAUCUAGACACUCAAAAGGACUUCAGAUUCUAGGACAAACUCUGAAAGCCAGCAUGAGAGAGCUUGGUUUGUUAAUAUUUUUUCUCUUCAUUGGUGUAAUUCUAUUCUCCAGUGCUGUAUACUUUGCUGAAGUCGAUGAACCUCAGUCCCAAUUUUUAAGUAUCCCAGAUGGAUUCUGGUGGGCUGUGGUAACAAUGACAACUGUUGGUUAUGGUGAUAUGUGUCCUAUUACAUUGUCGGGAAAGGUGGUUGGUACUUUGUGUGCUAUUGCAGGCGUCUUGACUAUUGCACUCCCGGUACCUGUGAUAGUAUCCAACUUCAAUUACUUCUAUCACAGGGAAACUGAGAAUGAAGAAAGACAUAGUUUACCAGUGGAAGUGGAAAAAAUCAGUUUAGGAAACCUAAUACGAGCGGGAAGUUCAUCCUCGCUAAAGAAAAACAACGGCUCUUGCGUUUCUGACAAAAAUGGCAAAACCUGAAAAAAAAAAAGAUUGCUGGCACAUUUGCUGAAAAGUAUUGGUUUUUAACUGUUUCAAGAUCUUUCAUCCAAAGAAGCAUUUUCCUAAGUAUGGAAUCAGGUGAACAUGUCUUAUGUAAAGCACUGAAAUUUGCAUUUUGCUAUUUUGAUAACAUAUUGCAAUGUGUAUUAAAGACAAAGAAGUAUGCCAAGCCAAAAAACGAAGAAUCAAAACUAUUAAGCCUAACAGGGAGUGAAAUAUUUCAAAACAUAUGGAGCAAUGUGAAGCAAAACAAAACUAUUCUACCUCUCAGAGAAUAAAAGAUGCACAAAUCUGAAAUAUGAUGGGCAGGAUCUCAUAAGAUUAUAUGAAUAGGAUGGGAAGCAUUUAAAUAAGAUUAUACGACUAUAUCACUAGAAAAGCAUUUUAUAUCUAUGUUGCUAAAACAUAUUUUGCGAGUAUUCAGCAAUAAAUUACCAAAAGUAUUUUAAAAAUCAAAAUUUAUCACUUCUUCCCCACCAUUUGUGGUGAGUGAGAGAUGGAGACAUACAUAAGAAAGAGACAAAGGGAAAAGUGUCAAGUGGGUUAUUGCGUUUCCCUCAGAAAUGUUCAGUAUAGCCAGGAUAGCUAGCAAAGGGAAAAUAGGAGUUGCUUUCUUUUGGACUACCCUAACCUGGUUGCCUUUAAAUUAAUGUUAGAAACAAAUGAAGGAGCUGAAUACUAAUCUUAUGCUUGCCCCUUAUAUCCUAUUGCAUUUCUUAUAGUGUCCCUUCAAAAAGAGUGCAGACUUUUAGUUACUCUGGAUACUGCGCAAGUGUUUUGUUAACAUGUUCUACUGCGGACUUUAAACUCAGAUUAAUCAGUUCAUCUUAUGUAUCUGUGUGUUUAGAUGUGUAGUGUUAACAGCCUGUA
Molecule: messenger RNA, 2451 nt
Organism: Xenopus tropicalis (tropical clawed frog)
Lineage: Eukaryota; Metazoa; Chordata; Amphibia; Anura; Pipidae
Gene: kcna10
Product: potassium channel, voltage gated shaker related subfamily A, member 10
Exons: 1
Coding region: 61-1560 (499 amino acids)
Biological process (GO): monoatomic ion transport; transmembrane transport; protein homooligomerization
Cellular component (GO): voltage-gated potassium channel complex; membrane
Molecular function (GO): voltage-gated potassium channel activity; monoatomic ion channel activity
Source: RefSeq, a predicted model, not a curated record